Molecule: messenger RNA, 2384 nt
Organism: Salvelinus sp. IW2-2015
Lineage: Eukaryota; Metazoa; Chordata; Actinopteri; Salmoniformes; Salmonidae
Product: platelet-activating factor acetylhydrolase
Molecular function (GO): 1-alkyl-2-acetylglycerophosphocholine esterase activity
Source: RefSeq, a predicted model, not a curated record
GCUUGUUCUGCCCACUAUGACUCAUUUGUUCCCGUUUAAAACGACAGGUUGUGGUGUAUCUUGGUUUAGUGGUUUAGCUAUACAGGCAUCUUUGCUACUGCAGCAGACAGAAGCCAUGAGUACACACGAGACCAUGCUUUUUGAAGGCAGUCUGUAGCUAGCAAGUGCUAAUGCUAAGCUAACCAGCUAGUAGCUACGUCAGUUGGUGCAUCACUAGUCCCGAUGUGUCUAACCCAACUCCUACUAAAUGUGUGUCCACAGGCAGUGAAUGUACUUAGGAAGCCACUCCCGAAUGACAUACUUUUAAACAGGUUUCACAUGAUAAUGUUGACCUAGCUAGCUAGCAUCCGGUACGUCUUUCUAACUAACUUUAUCAGGCAACCUAGAGGUCGAUGUUCGCAAAUGGUGGACUCAUACAGUUAUUAGCUAAGAAGAUUUAUCAGUGGUCAAGGACAGGAUCAGAUCAGAGGUGCACAUUGAGUCUCUUAGCAACUAUGGGAAACUCCUGUAGCAACAACCUGGGAAUCCCACCAGCAAAAGGGCCUAAUGCAGUGGGAUGUUCAGAUUUCAUGAUGGAUCACACUGUAGAGGGAACAUUCUUUAGGUUAUACUAUCCAUGUGUAGCGUCCGACAAUGCUGAAAAACCAGACUGGAUCCCAUGUAAAGGAUAUUUCUAUGGGCUUGCAGACUUCCUGAAAAUCAACAGAGGCCUGAGUGAAAAGAUUUUCAAUUACCUCUUUGGAUCUUUUAAGAUACCUGCUGCCCUGAAUGGCUCAUAUAAACAAAAUGGGAAGUAUCCAGUAGUCAUCUUCUCUCAUGGACUUGGAGCUUUCAGAACUUUAUAUUCAGCCAUAUGCACAGAACUGGCCUCACAAGGCUUCAUAGUAGCAUCAGUGGAACACAGGGAUGAAUCUGCCUCUGCGACAUACUUCUACCAUCAAAAGCCUCAAGAGCCUGAGAAAGAUAAGGCUUCGCCGCUUAAACCCAACCCUGAGGCCCCAGAGAACCUGGUAGAGGAAUGGAUGUACUACCGAUCUCUGAAACCAGGCGAGAGUGAAUUCCCCCUUAGGAAUAAACAGGUGAAACAGCGAGCUGACGAGUGCAUAAAGGCUUUGGAUACACUCAUCCAAAUCAACUCAGGAAAAACGAUGGAGAACGUGCUUCAGACAGAGUUUGACUGGACCACUUUGGAGAACUCUAUGGACUUGUGCCGGAUAGCGGUGAUGGGCCAUUCUUUUGGGGGAGCAACAGUGAUAGAAGCCCUCUGCAAAGACGUCAACUUCAAGUGUGGCAUUGCCCUGGACGCAUGGAUGUUCCCCCUGGAUGAAGAGAUCUAUGUCAGGGUAAAGCAGCCGAUCUUCUUCAUUAACUCUGAGAAGUUCCAGUGGGCCGGGAACAUCAGUCGCAUGAGGAAACUGGACUCCUCCUCCACCUCCAUGCAGAGGAAAAUGAUCACCAUCAAGGGAACUGUUCACCAGAGCUUCCCAGACUUCACCUUCCUGACUGGCAACUGGAUAGGGAAGAUCCUGAAGCUGAAAGGAGAGCUCGACCCUCAGGUCGGCAUCGAUCUCUGUAAUAGAGCAUCGCUAGCAUUCCUGCAGAGACAUCUAGGUUUAGAUAAAGACUUCAAUCAAUGGGACCAUCUAAUAGAGGGCAAGGACCACAACCUCAUUCCAGGCACCAAUGUUACUGAAAUAUCUUAGUUCAGUUCCAUCUGCGCUAUGGACCUCAGAGGGAUGCAUGGUUUCCAGCCAAUUCCACAAACUCAAAGUGCCAAUAUUUAUUGCACUGAGCCUUGAAUGUAGUUUCAAUCAUGGAUAUGUCAAAUAGAGCACAGUGAUUUCUACUACAGUCAGUCUUCACCAGUACCAAAUUAUGAUUGCUUGGAGGUAUACUGUAUCUGCAAGUAAUGUCAAGCUAUACGGUUUUGUAGGAACACUGCACUCAACAGUAUCUUUGUACCUGAACUAAUUAUGGUUGUAGUGUAUAACAUUUUACACCUGUAUGGGAUAUUAAGUCAAUUUGAAAAGGCAGGAGUCUUCCAAGACAUGACCCCUAGAUGGUUAAUUUAUGUAUCUAGCAUGAUUGCACAGAAUGUAGCAAAAUACUAGUCACAAAGAUGAGAUGUUUGAUUCCUUUGAACCAGUGCCAUAAAUGUGCCUUAAUCUACCUGUAUUUCCAUAUUCAUUAGGCACUAAAACAACCUGAACUUGUCCAAUGAGGAACACACAUUUCAGUUCUGUUUGGCACACAAAUACAGCCCUGGAUCACUCAAACGUAUCAACUUCAUUUCCAUGUGUUUCAAUUCUGAAAUAUUUUAAUUUGUACACUACUGUAAUCAAUGCAUCUGAUUUGUAUACAACUAUAAAUGAUGGAUACUGUGA